This is a messenger RNA of Drosophila navojoa, 1757 nucleotides long. RefSeq names its product ethanolaminephosphotransferase 1. Lineage: Eukaryota; Metazoa; Arthropoda; Insecta; Diptera; Drosophilidae. Gene Ontology annotation, cellular component: endoplasmic reticulum membrane; Golgi apparatus. The record is from RefSeq and is a predicted model, not a curated record. Gene Ontology annotation, molecular function: ethanolaminephosphotransferase activity. Gene Ontology annotation, biological process: phosphatidylethanolamine biosynthetic process.
AUAACUGUUGUAUAUAUUAGUAACGGCUGUUUGCGUGUUGCGUGCCAGCAACAACAACAACAACAACAACAACAACAGCUACAAAAGAAAUUGCAAGUGGAGCAACGGGAACCGCAGGCGAACGGCAUCCCGUGUGUCUAUAUAAACGAUUAUUUAAUUUAUGGUCUGUGCUUAAAAAAAAAUAUAAUAAAACAUAAGAAGCAGAAAUAUUAGUUUCACUUGCCAAGAGAAGUGCGUGCCGAUGGUAAACAGCUGCUGAAAUUUCUCAACGCGAACCGUUUCGUAAAAUGUUUAAAUCGAAGCUCGUUGCGUGCAUUUGACCCCACAGGCAAAGGUCAUAAUUAUAUCAAUAAUAAUAUAACUGUGCUCGACUCUUAUCAUUGCAAUAAAAAAGCCUAUAUACAUACAUAUAAGCGCACACAUAUAGCAAAACAAACCAAUAUGCCCAACAUGCGCUAUUUGACGGAAACCCAUUUGCAGGGCUUCGAGCGUUACAAGUACAAUAGCAUAGAUACCAGCCUUCUGAGCGUCUAUGUUAUGCAUCCCUUCUGGAAUGCUUGUGUAAAGUAUUUACCAAAAUGGUUGGCACCCAAUUUACUCACCUUUGUGGGUUUUCUCAUGACCGUGGUGAACUUCUUAUUGCUGGCCUACUACGACUGGGACUUUAAGGCGGCCAAUGAUAAGUCGGUGGGCAAUACAGUGCCCGGCUGGGUGUGGACAGUGGCUGCCAUAAAUAUACUUAUCUACUAUAAUUUGGAUGGUAUGGAUGGCAAACAGGCUCGUCGCACUGGCACGAGUGGUCCGCUCGGAGAGCUGUUCGACCACGGCUUGGACUCCUAUUCGGCGGCACUUAUACCAAUCUAUAUAUUCUCACUAUUUGGCACCGAAGAUCUGCCGCCCAUACGCAUGUACUUUGUUAUAUGGAACGUAUUUCUCAAUUUCUAUUUCACACAUGUGGAAAAAUACAAUACGGGCGUUAUGUUUUUGCCCUGGGGCUACGACUUUACCAUGUGGGGCGUCAGCUUAAUGCUGUUCGUGGCCACGAUCGUGGGUCCUGAAAUCUAUCGCUCGAGUUUUUACGGCAUUACGGUGGCAAAUGUAUUCGAGGUCGGCCUGAUUGGCUCCGGUAUUCUGUCCAGCCACCCCAUUAUUAUACGCAAUAUAUAUCUCUCUUAUAAGAAUAAGACGGGCAAAAUGCGUCCCAUGAUGGAGAUGUUGCGUCCAUUUUUCGCCUUCCUCUGGCUGUUUGUGAUAACGCUCGUUUGGUCAUUCUUCUCGCGCAAUAAUGUUAUUAACCUGGAACCGCGUAUACUGUGGAUACUCUAUGGCACAAUCUUUUCCAAUAUUGCAUGCCGCCUGAUCGUGGCCCAAAUGUCGGAUACACGUUGCGAUAGCUUCAAUAUACUUAUGUGGCCAUUGGUCGCAACCGUGGGCGUCUGCUGCUUUCCCUGGUAUGAGGAGGUGCUGGGCACGGAUCUGACAGCUCAGGGUGAGCGCUGGCUCGUUCAUGGCUUAACAAUAUUUGUUACGUUGGCCCAUUGGCAUUAUGGCUAUGGUGUGGUCUCGGAAAUGUGUGACCACUUUAAGAUUCGUUGCUUCAAAAUCAAGAAGACGCCCGUUAAUGACGUAGCGGAACUGAACGAGGUCGUCGAUGCCACAAAACCCACGGAAGUCGUCGAAGAAGUGUAGUUCAUAAGUGAUUUGGAUUCUUGUCGUGCCCAAACGUCUUUCCUAAGUAAAUUUAUGUAAAAUUGCAA